Molecule: messenger RNA, 1245 nt
Organism: Pleurotus ostreatus (oyster mushroom)
Lineage: Eukaryota; Fungi; Basidiomycota; Agaricomycetes; Agaricales; Pleurotaceae
Exons: 4
Coding region: 1-1245 (414 amino acids)
Source: RefSeq, a predicted model, not a curated record
AUGGAGCCUGUACGACAGGGGCGGCAGGGGUAUGGGUACCGACGACGUCGAGUUCAAGCCCGCCCCAAGUCCCUGACCCGUAUACGGCAAAGAUUCCUCACGCAUUACGUCCGUAACAAGCAGUACAUUCAACGUCAACGGUACGCCCUACUCAGGGCCAGCAGAGUAGCAGCGCGGCGCGAAACCAGUAGAUUCACCUUCCUCAAGACCCUUGAGGCGGUCAAGGCCAAGAACGACGUCGCAGCGGCGCGGCGCAAGACACCAGCCCCGGAAUCUGGCAAAGCAAGUAGUGACAGCACUGACGCAGCUCACCCCCCAGCAGAUGGCCGUGCAGCCCCCCCACAUAUGACAGGCAUGCGUCAAGGGACCUUGGUAUUCGACAUGACGAGCACGACAGGCGCAAAGCGUAAAGGCAAGGAACUCGAGAAGGCGAGCCUGAGCUCUCCUUUGGCGGAUGCCUCAAGGCCCAGCAGCAAAUCAGCGCGGGGCGCGACUACGCCCUUACGCCCGCAUAAGCGUACCAAGGGCUUGCAAGCCAACCCAAAGCCUGUCAGCUCAAUAGAAAAAGCAGCACAGUACCUCAAGGACAUGGGGAUGAUAGAAACGACGAAGGUAGACCUCAAGCUCAUUACUAAUGUACUCUUCAAGGUUGCUGCUCGAGUGCAAGACACUGGCACAAGCGAAACGAUACACACGCUAGCAUCGCUCCAGGAGGAGAUCAUCCGGCAGCAGGAGGUCACGCAAGCCACCAACAUUUUGCGGGAAGUGGCGAAGGAGAUCUCAAACAACCUCACAGCGAAGCUGGCAGAACUGACCAAAGAGACGGUAACGGCCGUCCGUCAGGGAGUAUUGCAGGCAAGCCGGGAGCUCGACAAAUGCACUGAUGUUGUAAAAGUCGCAGCCGGAGACUUCAAAGCCACAGCCGGAACCACACCAAGGUCCUACGCAAGAGCGGCCGCACCUCAAGACCAAGGCACAAGCACCCCACCCACCCUGCUGCGCCCGGCCACGCAGGCCAGGAUGGAGAGGGACCGUCGACGCAUCCUCGUCGACCCGCCCACUGGACAGGCCAGCCUAUACCCCGCCACCCCCAACAGCAACAGCAUCACCAGGAAAGCCACAGAAGCCCUGCACGGAACCGGGGGAGAUGCGGCGUGGGCCUUCGUCAGCCGCACAAAACUCGAUAAGGGCAGUAUUCUUCUGGAGGAACCUCUCUCUUCCUUUUACCACGACCUGAAAAUUUAA